This is a messenger RNA of Symbiodinium pilosum, 1586 nucleotides long. NCBI's taxonomy places the organism in Eukaryota, Dinophyceae, Suessiales, Symbiodiniaceae. The record is from the annotation of a GenBank genome assembly.
GCGAGCUCGACAUUGGCGAUCUUCCCGUACGUCAGUUAGACUCAACAGCGGCUAAAGUUGAGCAGUUCGCAGACGCCAUCAUGCAUCAUCCUCUCAAUGUCACCAACAACCUCUUCGAUACGUUGUACAAGUACUGUUGUGAGAACAAGUUCGCACAGCUGCCCGAGCCAUUCAAUCUCAGCGAUCCCAACGGCUCCUACGUCCACAUUUUCAAGCACAUCUACCUUCACAAAAACAAGGUACCUGCGUCAGAUUGUAAACAGCUUCGCUUCUGGAUCAUCAAGCCUAAGUUUGAGAAAAAGAUCACCUUGGACCAGCAGGCACGCGAUGAGGGCUACAAGUUCACUCGAGAUUUCGGGCCCAAGAGCAGCAACCGAAAUCAGUUCAUGGAGUGGACAGAUGAGCAUAUCAACACUCCAGGCAGCAAAAUCGAGGGAUGGCCUGAAGGUAAAGUGAAAGAGGCACUCCACAACUACAUGCGUGGCAGGCAGAACGCAAAGACUCUGGAGUACUGGCCAUUUACCUUGAGAUCCUUCACCCCUUGGUUCUUUGAUCUAGUAUUCACAAAAAUGCUGCCAACUAUGCGCCAACACUCCAUCACCUGGAUCAGGCGCACACGCACAGGCAAGUCGCUCGGAUCCAAGACGAUACUGCUUGCGCAAUCCAAGUAUGAGAUUGACUUGGCUGAACGGGUUGAUUUUGUACCAUCAAUUGUCACCGCCAAGCACUUGGACUUCUUUAAAGCAGAACCGCUUACGCGCUUCAAGCCGGGUGUCUUCAAUGACGGCAUGCUCCAGAGAAUGGAUGCCUCGUUCCUCAAGGAAGAGGACGCCACGGUGUGGGCUCGUUACUCGUCCGCUCACUUCGAGCAAGGCGCCGGGCGUCAUGCUUGUAAUAAAUCUUAUGAUCGUGACGCUGACGAAAAGUUCUUCAAGACGAUGGACGCCAGCAAGUUUUGGGAGAUUUCGCACGACGAGUUCCUAACUUUGAUCGCUCCAUCUUUCACCGCUGUUGACGAUAAGGAGGAUAUGGACGCCAUCCUCGCCCGCGCCCACAUGAUCAUCAUCACAGACAGCGGCGUGUACUACCGGGUGGCAACCACUGACAAGCGCCCUGUCACCUUCAUUCCUUGGGGCAAUGAACCUAAGGAUCUGCUUGCCGCCUCCCAGCACGAGAUUUUCAGGGCUUACAAGUUGAAUCCACAUCUUCAUCAGCUUCCUCCAUCGUACCACGAAGACUCCGCAUGGUCACAACGGCCUCCCCAGCAAGUUCGCCCUGUACUUCUUUCAAAAAGUGAUCUUCGUCAGAAGGUGAAGAAGGAGAACAGCGACCAUGCCUUCCGCACCUUGAAGAACACUGGUCCUCACACUAUCGAUUUGGAUUCUCCCUCGCCAUCUCCGCAAAAGCGAGUUAACGAGGAAAGCCAUCGUGAAGAUUCGUCUCGCUCCUCCAAGAUUGCCCGCAGCAAUGGUCUCGCGUCUGUUGCGGAUGACACACAGGGUCCUGACCACGUCGCCGAUGACGUAGAGAAGGAGUUGGGCAAGGUUAUGAGCCAUGAGAUGGACAUCGAUACUACGCAGGAGUAG